UACUGCAUUCCCAGCGAAAUCGUGCCAAGAAAAUGGUAUCCUGCGGUGCAGGGCUCUCUGAAUACCUUUGCUUCUAUGUCCACAAUUACGUCAAUCCUCAGCGUCGGUGCACUCACAAGAGAUGAUGCACAUCAAGGCUGGAGACAUUAUUACUGGAUCAUGUUCGCUGUGCGGGGAGUAACAAUUCUUGGACUGCUCUUUGGAUAUAGGCCGCCGAAGAGACACGCGCGUUGUGAAACUCUGAGGAUUUGGGACAAGAUACGACAAUUGGACCUUGUCGGCUUCUUUUUGCUCACCACAGGACUGUCGCUAUUCCUUGUUGGCAUGGGUCUUGGUGGAGUUCUAUACGCUUGGGAUGACGCGCCAGUGCUUGGGACCUUAGUCACUGGAAUCGUGACUCUGCUCGCUUUCGCCCUGCACGAGUGGAAGGGAACAACACACGGGAUCCUGCAUCACGAUCUAUUCCGAGGGCCGCCAGAGUAUGUUCGGACCUAUGUUGGAUGUAUACUGCUUAUCUUUAUCGAAGGAAUUAUGCUGUUUGCAUUUGUGAUAUUCUAUCCGCAGUUGCAAGUUUACUUCCUACCUUUCUGCGACACACGCAGCGACUGAUGCAUCUUCUAGGACGGGCGACCUGUUUGAGACUGACCCUUUCCUAAUCAGUGCUCGCACUAUGCCAUGGUGGGUAGGC
Messenger RNA from Pseudocercospora fijiensis CIRAD86, 688 nucleotides. RefSeq lists its product as uncharacterized. Gene Ontology annotation, biological process: transmembrane transport. The transcript has a single exon. Bases 76 to 609 code for a protein of 177 amino acids. Lineage: Eukaryota; Fungi; Ascomycota; Dothideomycetes; Mycosphaerellales; Mycosphaerellaceae. Gene Ontology annotation, molecular function: transmembrane transporter activity. The record is from RefSeq and is a predicted model, not a curated record.